AUGCUUUCGCUGCGAGCUAAAUUUGUUUUCCGCUUGGUAGCGCUCCUGAUCGCUGUACCUGCUCUUGUCGAGCAGCUCAUUCACUUGGAGGGUGGUUCCCUUGUGUCUGCCGCGCCGCUGUCUUCUGAUUCACCCUCGAAUCUGACCGUGUCUGAUGCUGGUUCACACUCGUUUGAUACUUUCUUAUCGCCUUCGACUGGCUUGGAGCUUCCGCUCGUAGCCCGCGGACCGGACGAAAGUAUUGAAUCGGGAGGUAAUGCCUUUAUGCACUUGCAACAGCACAUCAACAAGGCCCGACGCCGUCUCGCUCACAUUACAGGCACCGAGGUACCUACCGACGAAGAGCUGCACUCGGCGCUGCAAAAGCGCCGCUUAUGGAUCGAAGACAACUGGGUUCCUCUCCAGCGUCGUGAUGCUCAAUUCCAAGAGGAGGCCGAGCAUCACGAAGCAUCGCUUGGUGCUUAUCUGGCUGCAAAGUCGGGCAAAAUGAUCAAUUUCGUCCGCCGCAAAGGUAACCAAAGUUCCAAGCUAGAGGCGCGAAGCAGCAGCGGUUAUUCCAAAGCUGCAUUCAAUGCAGCCAAGGAGCACUCGGUCACCGAUGCGCCGUCCGUCUCUGCAGAUCAUUCUGUGGGUUUGAGCAUCGAGGCGAAUGACGUGGGCUACUUUAUGAAUGUGAAUGUCGGUUCCAACAACAAACAGUUCAAGAUGUUGAUCGACUCGGGGUCCUCUGAUACGUGGAUCACUGGCGACGACUGCUCGAACUGUGGUGGAGGCAACAGGAACAAGUUAGGUAAGUCUACGUCUAGCUCGCUCCAUACGAAGAGCAAACAGUACAAGAUUUCGUACGGUACUGGCACUGUCACAAUCUCGGAAGCGAGCGACUCGAUGUCUAUUGCAGGGAUGAAAUUGAGCCACUUCAACUUUGGCGUUGCAUCCAAGGAGAGUGGCGAUUUUGGGGGUUCCAACGUGCCUUUCGACGGUCUCUUGGGUCUGGGUGGAAAAAGUUUGAGCACAACGGGUGAUGACACUCCAAUCCAAGCGCUUUACAACCAGAAGCAAGUAGAUCAGCCGGUUGUUGGUUACCGUCUUGGUCGUGUUGCGGAUGGCGACAACAAGGGCCAAAUCACGUUCGGUGCGGUGGAUAGCUCGCAAGUGUCUGGCUCGCUGAACGAGUACAGCAACCAAGGUAAUGGGUACUGGAAGAUUGAACUUGGCGGUGUCAAAGUUGGAAACAAAGACAUUGGCGCUUCUGGUUCCGCUACCCUGGACACGGGCACGUCGCUUAUUGUCGCACCGCCGGAUCAGGCCGAUGCUAUUCAUAAUGCGAUCAAAGGCGCGAAAUCUGACGGGCAAGGGGGCUACACAUUACCAUGUACUACAAACGUAAAGCUGUCGUUUACGUUCGGAGGUAAUUCAUACACGAUGAACUCAAAGGAUUUGCUAUUCUCGGUAAACGGCAACAAUAUGAAAGGCACUUGCGUCAGUGCAGUGUCUGCAGGUAACAGUGGUAAAGGAGACUGGCUCCUUGGCGCACCAUUUUUGAAGAAUGUGUACUUUGCGACUAACACCCAAACGAAUAAGGUUGCCCUUGGCAAUCUGAGCUGA
Molecule: messenger RNA, 1605 nt
Organism: Malassezia vespertilionis
Lineage: Eukaryota; Fungi; Basidiomycota; Malasseziomycetes; Malasseziales; Malasseziaceae
Exons: 1
Coding region: 1-1605 (534 amino acids)
Biological process (GO): proteolysis
Molecular function (GO): aspartic-type endopeptidase activity
Source: RefSeq, a predicted model, not a curated record